AUGAAUUCGGAGAUCGGUCUGGAUUUGCGGCCAAAAGGAGGUCUUCCAACCUCCGAAGAAUUGUUGGUUCUCUUGGAGAAACAGGAUGUGAUGUUGGAAUCGUUGAUGCUCGAAGUACAAACAUGCAGAGAAGAAGUGGAUCGAUUGAAAAGGGAAAAUAUACAAAUUGAAAGAGACGGCAAUCAAGCGAGGAGUGAUCAGAUGGAAACGGGGGAAAAAUUGCGAGAAGCCAUCAAUCUACUAGACAUACAGAAGAACUUAACGACUGAUCUCGAAAAGGAAAUUGAGAAGAUGAGACACGACGCGACCCUCAUGAAUCCCGUGGGAAAGGUGCUCGAAUUUGAGGCGAAAACACGAGAAUUGGAAUUUUCGUUGGACCGCGAGAAACGAUCGACGGAUGCACUCAAAAACGAGAUCCACGAUUUGAAGCGGCAAAAAGAAGAGCUGAAAUCCGAUCUGGAAAACUCGUGGGAACACCGAAAAGAUCUGGCGGCAAACCUCAACGAGAAAAUGGAAAUUCUGAGUCGAGAACUCACCGAGGAAAAGAUCAGAAAUCAAGCCGCACGACUUCACGAUGAGGAACUGAAUGGGAAAAUGAAAGCCGAGCUAGAAAUCUUAAAAGAACGAGAGAAUUUCUUCGAGACACACAACAAACAAUUGGCUCAAGAUGUUCAGGGAUUGCGAAAAGAGAGAGCGGUGAUGAUGAAUAGAAUAAAAAUACUUAAUGACGAGAAUGUGUCGCUGAGAACAAAAGUUUUACGUUUUACGGGAGACGAUGACUUAGUGGAAACAAAUAAAGGGGAAACUAAAGCUUUCGAAAAGCUGAUCUCGGAUCAAGCUCAUUUGAUAGCGGCGCUAAGAGAAGAAUGCAAACUUUUGGCGAAUAAAUUGGAAGAUGAGAGAAAAGAGUACCGUUCCGAACGAAAGAUUUCUCGAAAGGAAAAGAAAGAAUUGGAACAACGAUUGGAGAGACUUUUGCUUAUUGAGAAGAGUGAAAAG
Molecule: messenger RNA, 999 nt
Organism: Mesorhabditis belari
Lineage: Eukaryota; Metazoa; Nematoda; Chromadorea; Rhabditida; Rhabditidae
Source: the annotation of a GenBank genome assembly